Messenger RNA from Penicillium lagena, 885 nucleotides. RefSeq lists its product as uncharacterized. NCBI's taxonomy places the organism in Eukaryota, Fungi, Ascomycota, Eurotiomycetes, Eurotiales, Aspergillaceae. The record is from RefSeq and is a predicted model, not a curated record. Gene Ontology annotation, molecular function: oxidoreductase activity, acting on NAD(P)H, oxygen as acceptor. Bases 1 to 885 code for a protein of 294 amino acids. Gene Ontology annotation, cellular component: intracellular anatomical structure. The transcript is spliced from 4 exons.
AUGUCCCACCAGGAGAGAAACGAGAAUGUCCACGACCCCAAGUUCCGCGAGGCGAAGCCCCCUCAAGGAAGUCCCUCCAUUGCAGUGGCUGAUUUAUUUCGGCUAGACGGACGAACUAUCGUCGGCACGUAUAAUCUCUGCCUUCAGUCGGGACUGUCAUUGAUUAUCCCUUCCAGUAACCGUGGCGGCGAUGUCAUCUGUCUAGACGUGAUGGACACGCCAAAAGUUUUAGAGUGGGAAAACAUUGAACAUAUCGCAAACAAAUAUUCUCGUUUCGUGUCAUACCACCAGUGCAACGUGCGAAGCGACAACGAAGUAGCAGAGACAUUCGCAAAAUUUGUCCCAACGCUCCGAUUCCCGAUCCGCGGUCUCGUAGCCUGCGCUGGCGUGUCGGACAACGGACCCUCAACCGAAUUCCCUGCCGAGUCGUUCAGCCGCCUGCUUGAUAUCAAUGUCACAGGUACAUUUCGCAUUGCACAGGCUAUGGCACGGGAGGUUCUCCGGACAAAUAUGACGGCGAGUGUGGUUCUCGUUGCUAGUAUGAGUGGCUAUGUGACGAACAAGGGCGUGGAUACGGCGGGAUAUAACUCAUCUAAAGCAGCCGUUCACCAGCUUGCUCGCUCGCUAGCUGCGGAGUGGGGGUCGAGGGUUGGCAUGCCACUGAUCAGGGUCAAUUCGCUGUCUCCUGGGUAUAUUCGCACUGCUGCUACAGCCGAGGCGCUGCAGAAGCCUGGUAUGGAGGCGCAGUGGACUGGUGAUAAUAUGCUCUACCGAUUAAGUACGGUGGAUGAGUUCCGUGCGCCGGUGAUGUUCUUGUUGGGUGAUGGGAGCAGUUUUAUGACGGGGUCGGAUCUGAGGGUUGAUGGUGGUCACUGUGCUUGGUAG